AUGCCAGAUUAUAGGCAAUGCCCGAAAAAUUGUCAUUUUACGGACACCAUUAAAUGGCAUUUUUGUCCAUUUAUUAGACCGCAUCUUGAAUCAAAACUUCUUGUUGGACAAGAUGAACGUCGUGUAUUAUUGGAACGGUUAUUAACAAGUGAAAAUAAACAUGAUAAAUAUAUAUUUGAAAAUCAACAGUUAAUAAAACGUAAUAAUGAUCUAGAGUCAGCGUUACAAGAGAUGGCGAGAGAAUUUCAAGGACUACAAAUUCAAACAAACAUACAAACUAAUCGUCGUUGGCUCGUAGAUAGUGAUGUAUUUGCUUGUAUGAAGUGUAAUCAACAGUUUAGUGUCACAAUGAGAAAACAUCAUUGUCGAAAUUGUGGUAAUAUAUUUUGUGAUCAAUGUUCAUCAAAAACUACGCCGUUGGCUGCCAGUAAGAAGCCCGUUCGUGUAUGCGAUCAAUGUUAUAAAGAAUUGACUUCAUAA
This is a messenger RNA of Didymodactylos carnosus, 480 nucleotides long. The record is from the annotation of a GenBank genome assembly. Lineage: Eukaryota; Metazoa; Rotifera; Eurotatoria; Philodinida; Philodinidae.